Sodiomyces alkalinus F11 is the source of this 5577-nucleotide messenger RNA. Its product is annotated as fatty acid synthase subunit alpha reductase. Gene Ontology annotation, cellular component: fatty acid synthase complex. The record is from RefSeq and is a predicted model, not a curated record. Gene Ontology annotation, biological process: long-chain fatty acid biosynthetic process. The transcript has 3 exons. Gene Ontology annotation, molecular function: fatty acid synthase activity; 3-oxoacyl-[acyl-carrier-protein] reductase (NADPH) activity; holo-[acyl-carrier-protein] synthase activity. Bases 1 to 5577 code for a protein of 1858 amino acids. Lineage: Eukaryota; Fungi; Ascomycota; Sordariomycetes; Glomerellales; Plectosphaerellaceae.
AUGCGUCCCGAAGUCGAGCAAGAGCUUGCUCACACCCUCCUCAUCGAGCUCCUCGCCUACCAAUUCGCAUCACCUGUGAGGUGGAUCGAGACACAAGAUGUCUUCCUCGCCGAAAGGAACGCCGAGCGCGUAGUCGAAAUCGGUCCGGCCGACACCCUCGGCGUCAUGGCGAAGCGAACCCUAGCCUCCAAGUACGAGGCCUACGAUGCCGCCAAGUCCGUCCAGCGACAGAUUCUCUGCUACAACAAGGAUGCCAAGGAGAUUUACUACGAUGUCGACCCUGUUGAAGAUGAGCCCGAGCCUGCGGCAGCCCCCAGUGGCUCUGCUCCUGCCGCCGCAGCCCCGACCGCCGCAGCACCCGCAGCAGCCGCGCCUCCUCCCGGUGCUGGCCCCGCUGCUCAAGUGCCCGAUGCCCCCGUCCAAGCCGUCGACAUCGUGCGCGCUCUCAUCGCCCAGAAACUGAAGAAGCCCAUGACCGAGAUACCGAUGGGCAAAGCCAUCAAGGACCUUGUUGGUGGCAAAUCGACACUACAAAACGAAAUCCUCGGCGACCUCGGAAAGGAGUUCGGUUCCACUCCAGAGAAGCCCGAAGAUACCCCACUCGACGAACUGGGCGCUGCCAUGCAGGCUACAUUUGACGGGCAGCUCGGCAAGCAGUCCCAGGCCCUCAUUGCUCGCAUGAUUUCGUCGAAGAUGCCUGGUGGUUUCAACAUCACUGCCGCCCGCAAAUACCUGGAGACAAGGUGGGGUUUGGCCUCCGGUAGGCAGGAUGGUGCCCUGCUCCUGGCACUCACCAUGGAGCCCGCGGCCCGCUUGGGCUCCGAAGGAGACGCGAAAGCUUUCCUCGACGACGUCACACAAAAGUAUGCUGCCAGCGCCGGCAUCAGCCUCUCGACUGCCGCCGCGGCAGGCCCCGACGCCGGCGCCGGUGGCGGCAUGAUGAUGGACCCUGCCGCCAUCGAUGCCUUGACCAAGGACCAGAGGGCCUUGUUCAAGCAGCAGCUUGAGCUUCUGGCGAGAUAUCUCAAGCUGGACCUCCGGGCCGGCGACAAGGCCUUCAUCAACUCUCAGCAAACCGAGAAGGUGCUCCAAGCUCAGCUCGAUCUCUGGACCGUCGAGCACGGCGACUUCUACGCUUCGGGCAUCCAGCCCGUCUUCAGCCCCCUCAAGGCCCGUACCUACGACUCCGCCUGGAAUUGGGCCCGCCAGGACGCCCUGCACAUGUACUUCGACGUCAUUUUCGGUCGUCUCAAGGCCGUCGAUAGAGAAAUCGUCAGCCGCUGCAUUCGCAUCAUGAACCGGUCGAACCCUACUCUGCUCGACUUCAUGCAGUACCACAUGGACAACUGCCCUACCGAGCGCGGCGAGACCUACAAGCUUGCCCAGGAACUCGGCCUGCUGCUCAUCGAGAACUGCAAGGACGUCCUCGAUAUCUCGCCAGUGUACAAGGACGUCGCCAUUCCCACCGGGCCUCGCACCACCGUCGAUGCCAAGGGUAACCUGAACUACGAAGAGACGAACCGACCCAGCUGCCGCAAGUUGGAGCACUACGUCCAGCAGAUGGCUGAGGGUGGCAAGAUUUCCGAGUACGGCAACAGGACCAAGGUGCAGAACGACCUGAAGCGCAUCUACAAGCUCAUCAAGGAACAGCACAAGAUGUCCAAGAGCUCGCAAUUGGAGAUCAAGAGCCUGUACGGUGACGUCCUGCGGUCUCUCGCCAUGAGCGAGAGCCAAAUCAUUCCCAAGGACGGCGGAAAGCCCAACGGCGUCAAGAAGGUCAAGGCCAACGGUCCUAGCAAGGGCAAGGUUGAGACCAUUCCCUUCCUGCACCUGAAGCGCAAGACCCUGCACGGCUGGGACUACAGCAAGAAGCUCACCGCUGUCUACCUCAACUGCCUCGAGGAGACCGCGAAGAACGGCGUGACGUACCAGGACAAGUACGUCCUGAUGACCGGUGCCGGUGCUGGUUCCAUCGGAGCUGAGGUUCUCCAGGGCCUCAUCAGCGGCGGUGCAAAGGUCAUCGUCACCACCAGCCGGUUCUCUCGUGAGGUCACGGAAUACUACCAGUCCAUGUACACCAGGUACGGUUCCCGUGGCUCUCAGCUCGUCGUGGUGCCUUUCAACCAGGGAAGCAAGCAGGACGUCGAGGCGUUGGUUGAGUACAUCUACGACGCCAAGUCGGGUCUCGGCUGGGAUCUGGACUUCAUUGUCCCCUUCGCGGCCAUCUCCGAGAACGGUCGCCAGAUUGACAACAUCGACUCCAAGUCCGAGUUGGCUCACAGGAUCAUGUUGACCAACCUUCUCCGCCUGCUGGGCUGCGUCAAGACCCAGAAGGCGGAGCACGGUUUCGAGACUCGUCCCGCCCAGGUGGUCCUCCCCCUGUCCCCCAACCACGGCACGUUCGGCAACGACGGUCUCUACUCGGAGUCCAAGCUGGCUCUGGAGACGCUGUUCAACCGAUGGUACUCGGAGGACUGGGGCAACUACCUCACCAUCUGCGGCGCUGUUAUCGGCUGGACCCGUGGUACGGGCCUCAUGAGCGGCAACAACGUCGUCGCCGAGGGCGUCGAGGCCUUCGGCGUCCGCACUUUCUCGCAGCAGGAGAUGGCGUUCAACCUGCUGGGUCUCAUGUCUCCUACCAUUGUGGACCUUUGCCAGUCCGAACCCGUGUUUGCCGACUUGAACGGCGGUCUCCAGUUCAUCCCCAACCUCAACGAGACCAUGACGAGGCUGCGGAAGGAUAUCAUGGAGACGAGCGAAGUGCGUCGCGCCGUUGCCAAGGAGAAUGCCAUCGAGAACAAGGUGGUCAACGGUGCCGAUUCGGAGCUCCUGUACAAGAAGAAGGUCAUCGAGCCGCGCGCCAACAUCAAGUUCGACUUCCCGCCUCUUCCCGACUGGGAGACCGAAGUCGCCCCUCUCCACGAUCAGCUGAAGGGCAUGGUCGACUUGGACAAGGUCGUCGUCGUCACUGGCUUUGCCGAAGUCGGGCCCUGGGGCAACUCUCGCACCCGGUGGGAGAUGGAGGCCUACGGCGAGUUCUCCCUCGAGGGCUGCGUCGAGAUGGCCUGGAUCAUGGGUCUCAUCAAGAACCACAACGGACCCAUCAAGGGCAAGCCCUACUCUGGCUGGGUCGACGCCAAGACCGGCGAGCCCGUUGACGACAAGGACAUCAAGCAGAAGUACGAGAAGCACAUUCUGGAACACUCCGGUAUCCGUCUCAUCGAACCCGAAUUGUUUGGCGGCUACGACCCCGAGAAGAAGCAACUGCUCCACGAGGUUGUCAUCGAGGAGGACCUCGAGCCCUUCGAGGCGUCCAAGGAGACGGCGGAGGAGUUCAAGCGCGAGCAUGGCGACAAGGUGGAGAUUUUCGAGAUCCCCGACUCGGGCGAGUACACUGUCCGCAUGAAGAAGGGCGCUGGUCUCUGGAUCCCCAAGGCGCUUCGCUUCGACCGCCUCGUGGCUGGCCAGAUCCCCACUGGCUGGGACGCCAAGCGAUACGGCGUCCCCGAGGACAUUGUCGACCAGGUCGAUCCCGUCACCCUUUUCGUUCUCGUGUCCGUGGCCGAGGCGCUGCUUUCCUCCGGCAUCACCGAUCCCUACGAGUUCUACAAGUAUGUGCACGUCUCCGAGGUUGGUAACUGCAUCGGCUCCGGUAUGGGUGGAGCCGGUGCUCUGCGGGGUAUGCACCGCGACCGUUUCCUGGACAAGCCGGUCCAGAACGACAUUCUGCAGGAGUCGUUCAUCAACACCAUGGCGGCCUGGGUGAACAUGCUUCUCAUCUCCUCGUCGGGUCCCAUCAAGACGCCUGUCGGCGCGUGCGCUACUUCGGUCGAGUCGGUUGACAUUGGCUACGAGACGAUCAUGGAAGGCAAGGCCAAGGUCGUUUUCGUUGGUGGCUUCGAUGACCUCGGCGAGGAAGGCUCUUACGAAUUCGCCAACAUGAAGGCGACCAGCAACGCCGCCGAUGAGUUUGCCCACGGACGUACGCCUGCGGAAAUGUCUCGACCCACCACUACCACCCGUAACGGCUUCAUGGAGUCUCAGGGCUGCGGUGUCCAGAUCCUCAUGACGGCGCAGCUCGCCCUUGACAUGGGUGUUCCCAUCCACGGCAUUGUUGCCCUGACCACGACGGCGACGGACAAGAUCGGCCGGUCCGUCCCCGCGCCCGGGCAGGGUGUGCUCACCACUGCGCGCGAACAUGCCGGCAAGUUCCCGUCGCCCCUGCUCGACAUGAACUACCGCCGGCGGCAGAUCGAGCUGCGCAAGAAGCAGAUUAAGCAGUGGCAGGAGUCGGAGCUGGAGUACCUGUACGACGAGGUCGAGGCGAUGAAGGCGCAGGGCCACGAGUUCGACGAGAAGGAGUAUGCGCAUUCGCGGGCGACGCACAUCGAGAAGGAGGCGCAGAGGCAAGAGAAGGACGUCCUCAGGAGUCUCGGCAACAACUUCUGGAAGAACGACUCGACCAUCGCGCCGCUCCGGGGCGCGCUCGCGACGUGGGGUCUCACAGUCGACGACUUGGGCGUGGCGUCUUUCCACGGCACGUCGACCAAGGCCAACGACAAGAACGAGUCGUCGGUGAUUUGCCAGCAGCUCAAGCACCUCGGGCGCAAGAAGGGCAACGCGGUGCUCGGCAUCUUCCAGAAGUACCUCACGGGUCACCCCAAGGGAGCGGCCGGAGCGUGGAUGAUGAACGGCUGCCUGCAGGUGCUCAACACGGGCCUGGUGCCGGGCAACCGGAACGCCGACAACGUCGACCCGGUGAUGGAGCAGUUCGACCUCAUCAUGUACCCCAGCCGCAGCAUCCAGACAGACGGCAUCAAGGCGUUCUCGGUGACGUCGUUUGGUUUCGGGCAGAAGGGCGCGCAGGCGAUCGGCGUGCACGCCAAGUACCUGUUCGCGGUGCUGGACGAGAAGACGUACGCGGCGUACGCGGCCAAGGUGGAGGCGCGGCAGAAGAAGACGUACCGGUUCUUCCACAACGGGCUGGUCAACAACUCGCUGUUCGUGGCCAAGUCGGACCCGCCGUACAGCGAGGAGCAGCUCAGCAAGGUGCUGCUGAACCCGGAGGCGCGCGUGACGGAGGACAAGAAGUCGUCGGCGCUGACGUACCCGAGCAAUUUCAUGAAGCUGUCGGAGAAGACGGCGAAGCCCGGCGCGGCGCAGGCGACGCAGGAGAUGAUGGAGGCGCUGGGCAAGAAGAUGGCGUCGAGCAACUCCAAGGUCGGGGUCGACGUCGAGGACAUUGCGGCCGUCAACGUCGACAACGACACGUUUGUGGAGAGGAACUUCACGGCGGCCGAGAUUGCGUACUGCCGGCGGGCGCCGAGCCCGCAGAGCUCGUUCGCGGGGCGGUGGAGCGCCAAGGAGGCUGUGUUCAAGUCUCUUGGCGUGGCCAGCAAGGGCGCGGGUGCGGCACUCAAGGAUAUUGAGAUUGCGAGGAACGAGGAGGGCGCACCAGUUGUUAGGCUCCACGGUGAUGCUGCCGUUGCUGCCAGGAAGGCUGGUCUGAAGGAUGUCAGCGUAUCGAUCUCGCAUUCUGAGACGCAAGCCAUCGCGGUGGCGGUGUCCACUUUCUAA